Molecule: messenger RNA, 1601 nt
Organism: Rosa chinensis
Lineage: Eukaryota; Viridiplantae; Streptophyta; Magnoliopsida; Rosales; Rosaceae
Product: increased DNA methylation 2
Exons: 3
Coding region: 111-1397 (428 amino acids)
Cellular component (GO): nucleus
Source: RefSeq, a predicted model, not a curated record
GUGUUUCUGGCCAAAAGAGUGCCACUCGUCUGUUUCUGAGUUUGUGGGACUUGAUCGCAAACUCUGUUUCUUUCAAAGCACACACUCCCUCUCCUUCCUGUAGAGUGACAAUGCAUAACCCAAAUUCCAUCAAUCUACUCUCGUCGCUGCCAGUUAUGGAUGACUCAUCCCAGGCUACAGAGUCUAAUCCUAAGAAUGAGCAAAGCGGGAUGGCAAAUGAUGAUCAGAUGUUUCUCUUGUACUUCAUAAUGGGUACCUACUUUGGCCCUGAUGUUAAAGGAGACAGGCCCCCUAAGUCAGUGUUGCAGAGAAUAGCUGAGGGACUUCCACCAUAUACUUUUGAGCAACUAGCUGGGUCCCAAAUCAAUACAGCGGAGGUGCAGCAGGUGUACUAUUAUGUUCUUAGGAAGGCUGAUCAAUCUGCCAUUGUUAAAUUACCUUUGUUGCACCAGUUCUUCCAUGGUAAUCUCCUCAUCCAAGGACAAGAUGACACAGCCAAUUACCCUCAGUUUCCUGAUCUCUUUCCUCCCCUACUUCACUACAAUUCGCAGUCAAGAACCAGUUUUAACUUCUUUGAGAACAUUGUACUUAUCAGAAAUCCGGAAAUAUAUUACAUUAAGCCAGAGGAUAUAGAAAGAUUUAAGAGGCUAACUGGGCUUGAGGGUCUUGUUCUGGAUAGAGAUUCUGCGAGGUUGCAUGCCAUUACUGAUGGAAGUACUUUAUAUGAUAUGACAGUCCAUGAGCAGAAGUCUAAUGGAGAAUCACCUCCCAUUAGAUCAUCUCGAAGCUCUACUGUAACAAAACAUGUAGAUGAUCCUCUAGAAUAUAAGGAUCCUCUGAAUCAAGUGCAUGUGGUGGCACCUACCAGUAGUGUGGAAUAUAAUAGUACACCUGUUAUGUACAGUUAUAUGGCUCCUUUGCCGACGGGAAAUGGCUCUGAUGUUACACAGAAUGUUGAUCCUGCUAUGAUUUUUCUUCCAACUGAAAAAGAGUGGUCAAAUAUUGUAGCUGCAACCAAAAAUGGAUUUGCAUUGACUGGGAGUGCGGCAACAGGACAUAUAGGACCAACUAUAGGACUCAUUGACAUUGGAGAGUCUGAGGACUCCUACCUGUUUCGUGUAUCUCUUCCCGGAGUGAGAAGAGAUGAAAGGGAAUUCAGCUGUGAAGUUGAAAAUGAAGGACAAGUAUUGAUAAGAGGGGUGACAAUAACAGGUGAAAAGACAGUGUAUAGGUACUCUCAGAUGUUUGAGAUGCAAACACAAAAUCUUUGCCCUACUGGGCAUUUUUCUAUCUCAUUCCAGCUGCCUGGUCCAGUUAAUCCCCAGCAGUUUUCUGGUAAUUUUGGCACUGACGGAAUCCUUGAAGGAGUUGUGAUGAAACGCUUAGAUGUGAAAUGAUGCUUAUGUGGAACUGAUAUAUAAUAGGAGCAGACUGUAUAUAUUUGUUUAGGGACUUUCUGAUAAGGAGUUUUGUUUUACUAAGUUUCCCAUGUUUUUCCUGCUUUUCCUAUUGAGUGCUGAUGAUAGCUGGUUUUAUGUCUUCCUAGGAUGCCUCUAUUUGAGCCACUCUUAUGCAGGUAAUAAAGUUUGUUUGUUUUGGUC